UCAAACCCCUUCCAAAAAAAGAAAAGAAAAGAAAAAGAGCAAUUCAUAAUUCAUAAACAUACUCACUCCCGCGUCCCGCCACUGGCAUAUUUUCAGUGUAUCUUCGAGACUAGGCUUCAGGGCUCCAUUCAUUGGUGACAAUUUGACAGUCCGUGACUCUGAAAAUGGCGGAGGUGAAGCGGUGGAGCGUGACAUACACAAAGCACGUGAAACAGAAGCGCAAGGUUUACCAAGACGGUUUCUUAGACCUCCACUUCUCCACCAACAAGGUCAUGCUCUACGAUGAUUGCGAGAAGCUAUUGGAAUGCAGAAUCUUGAAGACAGAUGAAGCAGUUAGUUGCGGUGAAACACUGACAUUCAAUGCAUAUCUCAUUGAUGUUGGCGAACCUGAGGGUGAUCAUAAGCCUACAAUAUCUGGUUUGAAUUGUCAAGGAAGAGAUGAGAAAAUCACUGAGAAACCGAAUCAUUGGCGUGGACAAAAGUUUAGGAAUCAUUCGGUUUCUUUUGAUAGAAAGAACAAUGUGGAGAUGAACAAAGCACGGCCAACUUUGAGCCCAUCACAGAAGAUUAUUAGAGAGUUUAAGAAGAGCGAACUGCACAAGUAUAAAGCACCACAGAGUAGUCCAGAUACAAAAAAACCAAGCGCAACAGAAUGGCAGGUUCUGUACACUACACAAGUAACUCAGAAGGCCAAAAAGUAUCAUGAUGGAUUUCUACGACUUCCAACAUGCGGAACUCUUGGGAGGCAGGUGAUGCUAUUUGAUGCAAGCAGAAAACUAUUAGAUAGCAGGUUCCUUAAGAAAGAUGAAGUAAUAAGAUCUGGUAAAUCAGUAGCUUUUGAUGGUCAUUUGGUUGAAGUUGGAGAACUUGAUGGAGACCAUAAGCCUCUCAUGGAUUUGAAUGUUCAAGGAAACAAUCUCAAUGUUGUUAAGAAAAAUGGGAUAAUGCAUGGACAAGAGAACUUUAUUAACCUCAAUAAACCUGUUGGCCAAGAGUUCGAGAAGAGUGAACUGGACAAGUAUGGAGCACCAAAGAGUAUUCAGGAUGCAGAAAAUACUAGUUUAACAGAAUGGCAGGUCCUGUACACUACACAAUUAACUCAAAAAGCCAAGAAGUAUCAUGACGGUUUCUUGCGACUUGCAAUUUGCGGCUCCCUGGGGAGGCAGGUGUUGCUAUAUGAUGCAAGCAGGAAACUUAUAGAUAGCAGGUUUCUGAAGAAAGGUGAAGCUAUAAGACCUGGUGAAUCAAUAGCAUUUGAUGCUCAUUUGAUUGACAUUGCAGAACCUGAAGGAAACUAUAAAUCUCCAGCAGAUUUGAUUCAUUUGAAUAUUCAAGGGAAAGAUGGAAAUAUCAUUAAAAAAUCAGGAUUAAUGCAUGGGCAACAGGAUUGUCAUAAAGACAGAAAAUCCGUUGUAAAGGAAUGGCAUGCUCUAUAUACUAGUCAGAUAACUCAAAAGGCCAAGAAAUAUCACAACGGAAUCCUCAAAAUUGCCUUUUGUGGCUCUUUCCGGAUGCAGGUUACCUUACUGAAUGAAGAUAAAACCAUCCUGAGCAGUAAAUUCCUCAGUUUAUCAGAAGACAUGAGCACGGGAAGUAUGCUGGAACUACCAAAAUAUUUGGUGGAGGUUGGUGAGCCAUAUAUAAGUCCUGAAGGGGCACUGCAAAUCAAUGCACAUUCAGAAAAAGAUUCAGAUUCAAAAUUUAGCAUCUCUAGUGUAGAUGAGAUCAAAUUAAGCAGCAGAGUACCUACAGAAAAGCCUUUGCGUGACGCCCAUAAAAUCUUGUCUUUCCUCCAAAAACCUACGGCUUGGGGAAGCAAUGUUGUAGGCAAUAUGGAUGACUGCAAAAUUGAACCAGCUUCCUCUACUAAGGGACAUCAAUUUUCAGAUGUUAUUGUACUGGAUUUUCCUGAAGAUGGUGAAAUAGUGAGAGCAUCUUUGCAAUGUCAUGAAUCAAAUCAAAAUGCAGGUGUUGUGGAAUCAAGUCAAAAUUUAGGCAUGGGAGAAUCAAGUAAAAAUAUAGGCAUUGGGAAUUCCCCUGAUCUUAUGUCUUGGGAAGCAACAUCUAGUUGUAAUGGCAGUGAAUUGUCCAAGGGUGUCAACCAUGGAAACUCCCACCAGCCUUGUUCAGACAAAGUUGAAGCUGAUGCCAAGUGGUGUGAUGGAGAUUUUGCUUUUGGUAAAUCAAGCUUGACUGCUUCUGCUUCUCAUGGUCUUAUUGAUGAUGUAAGGAAGACUUCUAUGCAGCAUACAUGUACAAGGGAAAUAGAUGACUGUCCUAGUUUUGAUCUAGGAUUUUGAAAAUUAUCUGAUACAUAACAAUUUACCAUAUAUCUGUGAUGUGCUGUUAUCUUGAAUGAGCUAAUCACUCACAUAGAGCCUACUCAAUAUUUUGUCACAUAAUUCACACAAUUGUACAUGCAUGGGAGGCAGUAUUAAGACCAAAAUAACCCAACUGUUGUGUUUC
Messenger RNA from Quercus lobata, 2466 nucleotides. RefSeq lists its product as uncharacterized. The record is from RefSeq and is a predicted model, not a curated record. Gene Ontology annotation, cellular component: site of double-strand break; nucleus. Gene Ontology annotation, biological process: double-strand break repair. NCBI's taxonomy places the organism in Eukaryota, Viridiplantae, Streptophyta, Magnoliopsida, Fagales, Fagaceae. The transcript has 15 exons. Bases 165 to 2300 code for a protein of 711 amino acids.